AUGGACCAAAUUAUUCUAAAUCAUCCAAAUACGUCGUUUACUUAUAAAAAUGAUUUUGAAAUUGUUGAAGUUAUUGUUUGCUUAACAGUUGAAGAUUAUGUGUGGCACCAACAUAGACCUGAAAUGGAUCCAUCGAAAACAAUCCACUCACAAGAUGCUUCUAGUUUCUCUUCAUCAAAUCAUCGGUUAGAAUAUCGAUCAUUUGCGCCAUCUGGAUUCUAA
Brugia pahangi is the source of this 222-nucleotide messenger RNA. The record is from the annotation of a GenBank genome assembly. Lineage: Eukaryota; Metazoa; Nematoda; Chromadorea; Rhabditida; Onchocercidae.